AUGGACCGGAGGAUCAACGUGAACGGUGGCGCUGCAGACAUUUUUCACAAAGCUCUCAGCGCUAAGAUGGACCCGUUUAGGUCUCCUCCGGGUUUGGAGCGGGCACAAAGAGAGCGCCAGUCGCCCAUCAGCUGCUUCGACCAGACCGACCCGGACCCCAUCCACCCUGGAGGACUGGCUGGUGUUAGAGGCGGCCCACUGGGGUUACCCACCGGCUCUCUGUGCGUAAACUACGGGGAAAGCGCCAACAGGACAUCGGCCGCAGAAAGUAGUGGAGGAGAGCAGAGCCAGGACGAUGACAGCGACGGCAGAUGUGACAUGGUUCUGCUGAGUGACGGGCGGACUGUAAGCACGGGCAUUGGUGAAGGAGGUAAGAAAACCAAAGAGCAGAAGACACUGAGGCUAAACAUAAAUGCCAGAGAACGGAGGCGGAUGCACGACUUGAACGACGCACUGGAUGAGUUGAGAGCGGUGAUCCCAUACGCGCACAGUCCGUCAGUGCGUAAACUCUCCAAAAUAGCAACUUUGCUCCUCGCUAAGAACUAUAUCCUGAUGCAAGCUCAGGCACUGGACGAGAUGCGGAGGCUAGUGGCUUAUCUCAACCAGGGCCAAGCCAUCUCUGCUGCCUCCAUCCCGGCCACUACCGCCCUCGCUGCGCCUGGCCUCGGUGGGUACGACCAGCCGCCCGGUUACCCGUUUCCCAGCGGAGUGGGCGCAUCUUCGUGCCCAGACAAAUGUGCCCUUUUCAACAAUUCAGCCUCCAGUCUCUGUAAACAGUGCACUGACAAGCCUUAA
Knipowitschia caucasica is the source of this 795-nucleotide messenger RNA. Lineage: Eukaryota; Metazoa; Chordata; Actinopteri; Gobiiformes; Gobiidae. The record is from the annotation of a GenBank genome assembly.